AUGGGGCCCGUUCUUUUCGGGCGAAGGAGAUUUGAUCUCGUCGAUAUUAACGGUCGUGAUGUCGUGUAUGCUCGACCGCUUCUUGUCCUUGCCACCCGAGAGCUGUCGAAUGAAGUACUUUUGGGCGUGGCUCGCGACUUGUGUCGGGAAAAACAAUUCCAACCUAUGUUCUUCUUCAGUCCAAGGCACCCCCUUCUUGCGCUCGUGAUCGGCACACCGGCCCGACGGGCCCUUCUUCCAGCCCGGCCCGUAAAAGCCCUUCAAGCCCACAUACCCAUGGCCACUCAUCCACUCCAGGGCAAGAGAAUUAUUACCAGAAUACCCCGGAAUCGGGAUCAGCCCAGCCUCGAUAUCGCCGACAUCAUCGACUAG
This is a messenger RNA of Striga asiatica, 372 nucleotides long. The record is from the annotation of a GenBank genome assembly. NCBI's taxonomy places the organism in Eukaryota, Viridiplantae, Streptophyta, Magnoliopsida, Lamiales, Orobanchaceae.